GCGGUCUUGAUUUGCAUCGGGCACACAUUCAGGAGGUGGUGAUGAUGAUGGUGAUUAUGAUGAUGAUGAUCUCGAGCAUGAAUCGCUUUCCACUUGCGAUGCUUCUCCUAGGAUUUUUGCACGGCGUGACAGCCUCCAGAUGUGUGGGCCACUCCUGCAGCCCUCCUGUGGGCAACUUGGCCAGUGGUAGGCCUCUUCACACUCAGUCUUCCUGCUGCUCCAACAGCUCGCUGAUGGUGGACGACCCGUUUCUCCACCCAGACACGUGGUGGGAGUCGGGGGCCACAGCGACUGAAGAGGAUGAGAUCCGUCUAGACUUGGAGGACCGGUUCUUCCUGACGCAUGUGGUGAUGGUGUUCCGCUCUCCGCGUCCCGCCGCCAUGAGCCUUGAGCGCUCGCAGGACUUUGGCCGAUCCUGGGAAAUACUAAAGGUGUUUGCUGAGAACUGCAGCUCUGUUUUCGGUCUUGUUGAUGACAUUAGCCAGCAGGAGGCGCUUUGCACAUCCAGAUACUCAAGCGCCAGGCCGUGUACUGGAGGAGAGGUGAUUUUUCGAUCUAUGGCUAAGAGCAGAGGAAUAGACGACCCCUACAGUCCUGAAGCUCUGUCCAUGCUGAGCCUCACUAACCUGCGCAUACGCCUCCUGAAACCCCAUCGCUGUCCAGCUUCCCCUCUCACCUCCUCUAGGGGGCGGCACAAUGCUCUACAACAAGCCCGCAGCCGCCGAUCCUUACCGAAAGUUUUCUCAGCUCAUAACUACUCGAAUUCUUCUCCUUAUGCCAUCUUCUCGCUCAUUGCACAAGGGACAUGUAUUUGUCAUGGACACGGAGAGCGAUGCCUUCAUAUUGAAGAAGGAGAAAGCAUCAGAUUUGUACAAGGUAAGUGUGUUUGCACUCACCACACUGCAGGUGCUCACUGUGAGAAAUGUGCUCCACUCUACAACGAUCGGCCCUGGAGAGCAGGAAACGGCAGCAACGGAGAACCGAACCCGUGUCAGAAGUGCGAAUGUCAUGGCCAUGCAAACAAAUGUCACUUCUCCCAGCGAGUGUGGAUCUCCACGGGUGGUACAAGCGGAGGGGUUUGCGAUAACUGCAAGCACAACACAAUGGGACGGAAGUGCCACCGCUGCCGCCUGGGAUACAGACGUCAGCUGGGUCGACCGCUGCACUCGCAUCAAGCCUGUACAAAAUGUAGGUGCAGCUCAGUCGGCUCUAUGCCAGUCAGCUACAAUGACGAGACGAUUUGGUGGUGCCAUCCCAGGACCAGGCAGUGCCAUUGUAAGACUGGUGUGGGUGGGACGAGCUGUAGUCACUGUCUGCCUGGAUACUGGGGCUUUGGAUCUGAGGGCUGCAGCCCCUGCAUCUGCACUCUGUCCUGUGAUCCUGUUACAGGUUACUGCUUGGAAAGCAAAGCCAACAGAGAAUUUUACAACAUUCCGAUCGGAGGUAAAAUUCCUGAUCUGACUCACUUCCACCCACAUGAAGAAAACAAGUCAUGGUCCAACAAGCUCACCGUCUCUGCCCAGUACUACACAGGGAAAUGUAGCUGCAAGGAAAGGAAGGUGAAGAGUGUAUCUGAUUUGUGCCGGAUGAAACAUGCUUACGUGAUGAAGGCCAGCGUGCUGUCAGCUCAUGAUAAAGGCACACAUGCGGUGGUGCAGGUGAAGGUGAGGAAGGUGCUGCGUUCAGGCAUCGUGGCACUUUCUCAGGGUACACACAGUCUUUACCCGCUGUCCUGGACCAGCCGUGGCUGCACCUGCCCCGUCCUCAACCCAGGAGUGGAGUACCUGCUGGCAGGUUCGGAGGAGGCCGAAUCGGGCCGCUUACUGGUCACCAUGCAGAGUCUGGUGGUGCCAUGGACAAACACGCUCGACUUUCUGGUCUUCGAGGCUCUGCGGCAGGGCUGCUUCUGACACACUGUCUUACAAACACGGCCGGAUUCUUAGACCAGGGGACGUGAACAGAACCACAUACAGACCCAAAAGGACAGAACUCGCAUUCUGAACAAGGAUUGAACAGGGACUCUCGAUACACAACUCAUUGUGUUACUCGCCUUCACGGUUUGCUCAAUUAGUUCUCAAACCAGUUAUAGCGAACCUGAGAAGAUUGAUUUUCUUUGUCAUUGUUCAAAUAGUGUAUUUUUAAAUAUUUUAAUAAAAGAAGGAUGAAACUCACAUUGUGUCAUAGGGGAUUAAAAAUCACAUCAAGCCUGACAAAACCCCCAUCUUUUUAUGGAGUAAGAAAAAAAAACAUGGAGGUUACUUGGCUUUUUUUCUUAUUUGAAAAACC
Molecule: messenger RNA, 2286 nt
Organism: Silurus meridionalis
Lineage: Eukaryota; Metazoa; Chordata; Actinopteri; Siluriformes; Siluridae
Product: netrin-4
Exons: 10
Coding region: 42-1910 (622 amino acids)
Biological process (GO): cell migration; basement membrane assembly; substrate adhesion-dependent cell spreading
Cellular component (GO): laminin trimer
Molecular function (GO): protein binding
Source: RefSeq, a predicted model, not a curated record